Molecule: messenger RNA, 2227 nt
Organism: Schistosoma haematobium
Lineage: Eukaryota; Metazoa; Platyhelminthes; Trematoda; Strigeidida; Schistosomatidae
Product: Activating signal cointegrator 1, variant 3
Exons: 13
Coding region: 186-1919 (577 amino acids)
Biological process (GO): positive regulation of DNA-templated transcription
Cellular component (GO): nucleus
Molecular function (GO): zinc ion binding; transcription coactivator activity
Source: RefSeq, a predicted model, not a curated record
GAAACGAAACGGCGGACAGAUCUGAGAGGGAUUACCGUUUUUACCUUGCCACGUACGAUCGGUUACAGGGAAUUUUGUACAAAACUUGAUAAUUGAUCGGCUAUAAAAAAGCGGUGGGACUAUAAUUUGUGGACGAAUCAACCAGUAACGAUUUAUAUGGUUGUGCACCUAUUCCGCAGAUCAUAAUGGAAAAAGUAAAAUGUAUAUUGACCAAGACAUUGGGUGAAAAAGCUGCGACGGAUUUUAUAAAAGCUUGCAUGGAAGUUGAUGAUACUCAAAUGAUAAAAAGACGUGUAUCUACUCUACUAGAUACUCGUAAAAUGGAAAAUCGUCAGGUUUAUGAAAUUCUGAUACGAGAGAAGAUACGAAGAAGUGGAUUUACUGGGGAGGGUUAUCGUAAAUCUAAUUGUAGUUCAGGUGUUUUAAAUAAUAUAUCAACAUCUUCCGACAAGAUUUCAAAUUCAGAAAAGAUUGAUGUAGAGCAGUCAUCAUCACAAACUACUAAAAAUAAAAAAAAAACCAAGUUCUAUCCAUUAUUUUGUGAAGGAGCUCAGAGCGAUCAACUUGUUUCUCUCUUGCCUGGUCGGCAUCCUUGUCAGUGUUUGGCAACUAAGCAUCAGUUAGUCAAUAAUUGUUUAAAUUGUGGUCGUAUAGUCUGUGCACAGGAAGGUUCAGGUCCAUGUUAUUAUUGUGGAAGUCUUGUUUGUACAAUAGACGAGGAAUACCAAUUAUCACUAGGGACUGCUAAACACAGUCAGAAACUACACAAUAAACUAUCGCAAGCAGCAUGGGCACCUGGCACUGAAACUCCAUAUUAUCGACUUAUUCGUCGAGCUCAGAAAUCAAAACAAGAAUCAACUAGUGAAAUAAUCUCUACUGAGUCUAAUUCAAAUAGUGGACUAGAAAGUGAUAGUGAUGACAAUGACCUAAUAAAAAAGUCAGCCCAGGGAGCUCAAAUUCGUUUGGAACAAGGUUUAAUCAAUGCAUUAUGUAAACGUGAUAAACUUUUGGAGUUUGAUACUACCUGUGCUAGACGAACUAGAGUUAUUGAUGAUGAAUUAGAUUAUUUCGCAACAGAGGGUGGCGUUGGAUCAGCUGCAUGGUUAAGUCCUGAAGUUCGUGAGAAGAUAGCUCAACGCGUAAUUGACUUACGAGCCCAAAGACAUUCACAUCGUCUACAGUCUGCACGUAUGUGUAUUGACCUAGACAAAUGCGAUGUUAUAAAAGAGGAUACAAGAGAUGAAGCAGCUGGGAAAUUGUACAAUCCAAAUCAAGAAGAAAUGGAUGAACUUUGUAAAUCUUCAACUAUUUCAAAUGUUAAUCAGUCUUCCGGAGAUAAUAAAAAAACUGUUAACUCAAAUAAUGGUGAAAUAACCCUGCCUACUUUUAUACCUCAAUCUAUGGAUAGCAAAAACUAUGAUGAUCAAAAUCCUGUCAUUGUGGCAUUAAAUCAAUCAACCUCUCUUUUACGAAUACAAGAUGAUGAGUCAAGACAACUUGUCGAUGAAGGUUAUUGUUUAAGCCUUCAUCAACCUUGGGCUUCAUUAUUAGUGCGUGGAAUCAAGUUGGAAGAAGGUAGAACAUGGUAUACUCCGUAUCGUGGAUGUCUGUGGAUAGCAUCGACAGUAAAUAAAACUGAUCCAGAGGAAAUCACUGCAAUCGAGAAUAAAUAUUUGAAGGCUGGUGUCCCCAAAUCAGAUAUGCCAACAUCAUAUCCUACUAGUUGUCUUCUUGGUCGAGUUAAUAUUGUAAAUGUGAUAACACAAGAAGAAUAUCGUGAAAAACAACCUGAUGGACCAUCACAAAGUCCGUAUGUAUUCAUUUGCGCUGAUCCACGUGAAACUUUAAUUAAAUUCCCUAUACGUGGGAAGCACAAAAUAUUCGGAUCAUUCAAAAUCGAGUUCAUUUUGUCAAUGUAAUCGGCCCUUCUCCUUUGUCCAGCUUGCUUAUGAUUAGAGUUUUGUCUUUUAUAAGCAUAUGUAAAGCAUCUCGGUGUUUGACGUCUCAUCUGACAGAAGUACUUUAAUUGGUCGCGGAGGUGACCCUGACGUUAAAAGAAGCGCCGUCUGCUUAAGAGAACGAACAUGUUUUCAGCUGUAGAGAAACAGAUAAUGAUCUCGGUAAGCUCUAUUUUCGUAAAUCUUUGUUAAUAAUCUAUCCGAAUAAUUCUUGUACAAAGUGGAUGUUAUGAGUCGAGUUACUAAAAGUUCUUAUGGAAAAAGAAAAA